AUGAGCGGGGAUUAUCCCUAUUUGACAUACCUGACCCUUUAUCUUGUUACUGCUUGCCUAUGGAAGUCAGACACCUUGGGAGCGACGCAUUGGAUUUUAAACGAAAGAGAAGGAGUCGUACGGGUUAGCAGUAACUCCGAUAUACUGAAGUCUGAUCCAGUUCUAUCCAUUCUGACGAAGACGUACCCUCCUAAGACGGGAAACAGUAGAAAAACAAACUGUGACCAGUGUAGCAAGGGCAGAUCCCAUGGACUGAGGUAAGAAUGUUAUUGAAAGCUUCGAAGAUAGCAGGCUUUUAAUUAAGGAUUGUCAAUUUCGUUUGUUUUGACGGUAAGUCUGUGUAGUAGUUGUGUUGUAGCGUGCGUUGGAAAACAACUCGUGCCUGUUUGUCGUGCUGAGUCUUCCUUUCCAAACAACGUUUAGAGAAACAAUUUAGGGUGCAUGUGAAAAGGGUUUUUUUUAUACAGUCUUACAACAGUAACUCACGGCGAGCACAUGACAUUUGCAUCUAAAGUACUGUGAAAAGGACCAAUAAGAAAACAAAGUUGAUAGUUGCUCAAGUUCCAAGGGAAGGAUUAACUUUUUCGUUAACUUAACGUUCAGGAACGGCGUUUAAUUUUAUAUUUAUGUGUUCAUUUGUUUUUCGAUGACACGGAGGUGUUUGAGAGGAUUCGAUCCUACCCGAAAAUCAGUCGAUUUAAGAACUUGUAUUCGUACAUGCACCGAUGAAAAUGCAAUGUUCACGUGUUAACUUGAACAUGGUAUUCUUUUUCGAAGUUUUGUUUUCAAAGUAGCAUAAGAUGAACGUUUUAAACUGAUCAAGUUUUGUUUUGUGCUUAAGUGUUUAUCUAAUACCAAAUUCCAAAUUCUGCUAUCUGAUCGACAAUAAUACAGGUGUAGAAGCGUGGCUGUGGUCUGUUAGUAAUUUGGAGUUGUGAUCAGAGGUUUAUUGCUUCAUAACACUUCUGCUUUGGGAAAUAAAAUCUUAUAGCUGAGGUCACCGGAGCCUUUACGUCUUCGGCGAGAGUUGGAGUUUAUGCGCCUGCAAACUGCCAAUUUUGUGCAAGUUCCUGCUGCACUUCUUUUCUAACCGUUAACAAUCCCAACAAAACCGCUACAGAUGAUAAUGAUUUUUCAACAAGAACGGUUGACAAAAGAAGCCAAUAUAAGUUAUUUUUUAAAACUACACGCUUACUUAUAACAAGUAAGUGUGUAGUAUAUUUUUACCUCUUUUUAAAAAAUUGUAAUGUGGAGUUUACUUUUUCAAUCGUCAUUUCUUUAGUCAAACCAAUUUGUCCUGAAUCAAUCUGAAAGGUGCCAAAAUAUACAUUACAGUGGUAACCAACAAAUGGUUAACCUAGUUUGUUUUCUUUUGUUUUAAAGGGAAGGUAUUGUUAUUUAUUUGGGUAGUGGGAAGUUUUAUCUUCUUGCCAAAAGAACAAUGCUAAUGGCUUAGUCAAUUCCAGGCAUGCCCAUAUCUCCGCCGCUAACUUCCGUCAAGUGCUGUGUGUUCCCACGGUGGGGCAUUUACCAUCCAAUACUGCAAUAAUAAUGUGUGCAGGUGGUUCAGGACAAGGACAGGAGGGUUCCCAAUUAAAGUCGAGGCCCAACCAAAAAAGAAGUAAAUUGGUACAAAUCACAUACAACAAUAUAAAAUUGUAUAAAAAUAAAGCUUUUUGGAGCAUAGUAAAAGUAUAAGACCAGAUAGGUCUAGAAGAACUGUAUGGAUAAAAGAUGGUGUUUCUUGGUGUUGCGGAAACCAUUGUUGGUUUACUUUUGUGUUUUGCUGUGGCUAUUGUUUAGUGACUUUUCAAUCUUUUGUAUGACAUCAUUUUGGGGAUUGCAUUUGUCUGCAACACCAACAAACUACGAUAAAGGCACAUUAUGUGGAUUUUUAUAAAGUAACUAAGUUAUUAGGUGUGCUUUGAUUGGCCGAGAGGCAUGUUUGCAUGAGAGUACAGUGGAACCUGGAUUUAAUGAACCUCUAUAUAAACAAAGUCCUUGGUAUAACGAAGGAUUUUCUUCAGCCUGGCCAAAAUUACAGUAAAGUGUAUGGAACAGAACCUCUAUUUAACAAACUUCGAUUUAACGAAAUCCUUGUUAUAACAAACACAAUGCACAAGCCCAAAUGUAAAAUAUACCUCAAUAUAACGAGUAAAUGUCAGCAUGUGAUAAAAGAUGGAAGCCAAACAGACCAGCAAGGAUAAAAUUUAUGUGUACAGUAGUUUUAAGCAGUUCUGUUUGCCUGUUCUUGAGCUUCCGGUGCUGUAGCUAUGUAUAGCUUGGUACUGAAAUGUUAUUACAGUAAUAUUUCAGAUCCGGAAAUGCUGGGUUUUGUAAAUUAAUUGCUAACUAUACCUUGAUAUAACGAACAUUUGGUAGUUUUCUCGAAAAUUUGUAAAAUGGAGGUGUGCGGUAUAACGAACCCUCGAUAUAACAAAUAAAUUUCCCCAGUCCCUUGGCACUUUGUUAAAUCGAGGUUUCACUGUAUGUAAACCAACAUUUCCAAAUUCCAAUUUGACCAGGAAUCAGGUAGACAAAGAACCACUUGUGGAUGUGCUACCUCCAAAUCAUUAUUUAUUUAUUUUAUUUAUUUAUUUAUUUACAUGGUUGUGACGUCAAGAUGUUGUGCUUUUCGCAUGCUGAUCAUGCAAGCACAAAUUUGAAAAAGGUUUUGAGGUGAAAACUCGACAAGAUCUUUAAGAUUCUGCAUGAGUUUUUACUCAUGAAUUCACCUGAAUUCACCCAUCAAAACCUUGACCAAUCUGAGACUAGAUUGGUCCUGGAGCAUAACCAAAAACGUGACCAAAAUCUUGACCAAGCUAAAAGCACAUCAUUAAAACUUUAUAAGGUUUUUGUCAUAAGUCAAACAAACAAAUGAGUUUCAAGAUCUUUACAUUGCCUCCAUUGGUCACCUGCAGGUGAACUGGUUAAUGUUUAGCCAAGAAAAACAGCUUGGUCAACUUAGUACCUCCCUGCCAGUCCAUACGGACGGGUGUACGCUGAUGUCAUAACCAAAUUUUCUUGCAUCAAUAGGUUUCCGUUUUCUAUAGCAAUGGAGGCUCCACCGCGCACGCAAAGCAUGCGGGAAGGCUCCGCUACAAAAUGUGAAAUCAGAUCAUUUUAUAGCCUAAAAUACAUGUAUAAGCAUGGUUGAUCAAGUGUUUGGUCAAGAUGGCUGUGUAUUGGCCAAGUUGUUUUUUGCAUUUUUGAAAAAGAAGAUGUAUGGACUGAGACAAAGUGGAGGGCAAUAAAAAUGCAAAAAAGAAGGAGGUCAAUAUUUAGCCAUCUUGACUGAAUAAGGUUUGUGAAAGUUUAACCAAGGGGUAAAACAAUGCUUCAGUCAAAUCGCAAAUGUAGUGUUUCAGUAAUUGCUGGAAAACUGAUUGAUAGUCAUUAAUGAUAAGACUGAGAAAACGGCCAGCAUUUCGUGACACCAUUACUGGUUUCCUUGCAAAAUGAUGUCUAAGAAACAAGAGCAGAAAUUCCCUACCAAUGAUGCAUCACUGCCCAGAUCUGGGUAGUGUUUCUGAUUGGUUUAAUCAAAUUUUACACAUGGCACAACCAAUCAGAAGCACUACUCAGAUCUUGGUAGUGAGGGGUCGUCAGUAUGGAAUUUCUGCACUCAUUUCUCAGACAUCAUUUCUCAGGGAAACCAGUGGUGGUGUUGGAGAAUUUCAGCUGUUUUCUCAGGCUAGUUAAUGAUGUCAGUUUUUUUAAGAGAUAUUAUGCACAGUUCUAUUUUUGCAUUUCAUUGCUUUUCCUCAAACAGCCCUGUAGUGGGUGCAGUUGGUCCAACAUCAUUAGAACUAUUUCCAGCACCACAGUUAACUUGUGGUACCCCAGUGAAUGAGACAUUCUAUGAUCACUUGGAAGGUAUAGCAAACCGUGAGUACCAUCCAACUUUUGUCGAGCCAGAUGUAGCUUUGAUUUUUAAGAAGAAUGAUGUUGAAGAUAUUGAUCUGGGACUUAUUGAGUCAAACUUAAAAGGAGCUAUUGAAGAGGUAGGUUGAGUAAAUUCUACAGCGUUAGUCUAUUUUUCAGCGUAAGCGGAAGUCCAUGAGAUGAAGUAGUAGCAAUAUUAUCUUUACAUGAGUAGUAAAACCAUCACUAAACCCAUUAACCUCCGAACUGCAGAUCCACAUCCCUUGCAAUGCCUGUGAUUUCAUUAGUUUGAAUACAGUGUAGGCCAGGGAACAGGGAAAAGAAACAACAACCAUGUAAACUUUUCAGAAAAAUUCGAAUGAGAAUCUUACUCCACUAGCCACUUGCACUUCCUUGCAUCUAAUCCUGCAGUUCUAUAGGCUGCUUUCUGUAUAUGCCCCAAUUUCAGAGGCUGAUAGUUACUUAGCAUCAGGAACAGAAGGCAGUGAAAUGGUCAAUUUAUAAAAGAGCACUUUAGGCUUUUUUUAAUGGCCGGACAGUGACCAAAAAAUGGCUCAAAAAGUGUUUUUCAGCAAAAUUUUAUUGAGCAAAGGGUUGGUUAAAAAAUUGAUUCAUGGUUUGGGCAAUCUGCAAUGAGUUGACAUGAAAUGCUUAUGUGACCAAACUUUUGCUUAUAAUCAAAAUUCAGUCUUUUGCAAUACCCACGUGUUUGUCAUAAAAUGGUAAGAAAAGAAACAAAGUGAGAGCAUUGCCCUCACAGGGAUUUUGACAGCUAUAUGAUGUGUUCUCUUUAAGAAAAUACAGUAAAAGCCCACAACUGAGAACCUAAAAAAUAAGAACCUGUUAGCCUAAAAUUGGUCAUUUACACCCCCUAUAAACAAGAACCUAUUUAGCCUAAGAAAUUUAAAACAGGUUCUCAUUUUCUAAAAUCAUACUAGUACAUUGCAGCUGCAUUGCAAGAAUCAUAUUUGAAGCAAAAAAAGCAGAUUGCCAAAGCUCGGCAAAGCAUAUAAAUACAUGUAAAUGUAUAAAUUGAUAUAUUCUGAAAUGUUUUUUUGGGGGGGGGGUGGGGGGUGGGGUGAGGCUGAAGAAAAUAAAAGUAUAGGCUAAUGACCAACUUGGUUGCAGCUGUGUUUUAAAAGCCCAUGUCUGUAAAUAUCGAGAAUCGCUAGCCAGGCUAAAAAAAUCGAAAAUUCUGAUAAUUUGUCAGAAAAACCCCUUUGGGGAACUAUCUUCGAAAAAAAUAUUUUCAACUUUCAAGAAUCUUUAGUUUUCAAGAAAAUGAGGAAAAACGAAAAUAGCGGUUUUUACCUAAUUAAUUAUGCAAAAAUUAGAGUAAAAAUGACCUACUUUAUCGUGUCUGUACCGAGGCAAGAUUCAAAGCUAUAAAACAAAAAUAUUUUUGUUUAAGAAUUCUAUCUUUUCUUUCUAUCCAUGGUAUGUUUUAAACCUUAAACUUGAUUUUGAAUUUUUUAUGGUUUUUUAAAAAAUGAGCAAAUUCAGGGGCAAAAAAGUCACCUUGGUAUGUGUGAUACCUAGCCAAAAUGUAUACUAGGACAAAGUUCCGCUCUUAUAGCGGUGCUCCGGCGCGCGAAGCGCGCCAGCGGAGCACCAUGGGUAAUAAAAUUUGGUAAACCAUCCAUCCGAGAAAAUUUGGUUAUGACGUAGCGUACGCCCGUACACUCUUUGCGGGGGAGGGAAGGGUGGGGGGGUGGGGGGUGGGGUGGGGCUGAAGAAAAUAAAAGUAUAGGCUAAUGACCAACUUGUUUGCAGCUGUGUUUUAAUUGUUUUUUCUCCAGGAUUAAGAACCCAUUUUAAGAACCUAAAUGGCCUAAAAUUCUGUUAACUACCAUAACUACUAUAAGAACCUGUUUAGGCUAACUCCUAAAAAGGAAGGUUCUUAGUUGCGGGUUUUUACUGUACAACAAUCAAAGAUUUUCUGACCAUUUUACUCACUUCAAAAUUUUGGUCUUAGUAAAAGAAUAAAGAUGUUCGUAAAACUCUUCAUGCAUGUACGUCUUAGAUGCCUUGAUUAAUUUUUGGUUUGUGCUCGUUUUCAUUUCUCACGUAUUACUUUUGAUUUGUACAAUUAAAAUUCAUCACCCAUUUUACACACAACAGAACCUUUCACUGUACUGAAUUGAGUAAGCCGGUCUUUGUUGCGUGUGUGCUGCACGUUGUUAGGGUACAGUUUGGAACCCAGGCCUAAUAGCAAUGUGCUUGGUAUGGUGGGUUUAUGAACUUUUUGAAGCAAACUUAAGGUGGAUGUUGGCAAUGUGUACAACUGAACAUAAAUGUUUAGAACUACCUGUAUGCCUGAAAGAAGCCUCUGCCAGGAGGGUACAUAAAGAAAAGAGAUGGAAAUUUAAAUUAGAAACAUCCAUUUGUAAAUUUAGCUUUUGCAGAGAAAAGUCCCACAGUGUUGUGCCUUAUCAUUAUGGCAACUACAGUGUAGAUCUCAGGUUGAUACAUCUGUUUUUUGUAUGUUAUUAUAAAAUGAUGAUACUGUCUUUGGUGUAAUGAUAAAACCAAACUACCUAGCUAUUAUGCUUGGACUUUUCAUAUAACCACCCAUUAAUCCAUCAACAUCACUUGUUUAAACCCAAAUGAAAGGCAAACCAUUUUGUUAUUUUGACAAACUAACCUCUGUCCAGGACAUUUGAGCUUAAACUGUGUGUUUUGAUUUCAUUUAUAGAGUCCAAACUCAGUGGUGGUAUGUAAUCACAUUGGAAAUUUCUGGAGAAUAAGAGGAAGUACUUAUCACUCCAUAGAGUGUUUCAGAAGAGCUUUGUACUUCUCCCCGAAUGAUGCAGAUGCCCUUCUUAAUCUUGCAAAGGUUUUAUUUAAUUUAAACUAUGUACAGGAUGCUGCCUACUUAGCACGAAGAUCUUUAGAAAUGCAGCCAUCUGAACACAACUGUUGGUUGCAGCAUUUCACACUUGGUGAAAUAUUGAGAGCUGCUGGAGAUCUAGAAGAAGCUGGCAUCCAUUUUAGACAUGCUCUUGACCUGAAUCCAGCAUUUGAACUGGCAGAGGUGCAUCUUCGUGAGAUUGGAUCACCAUCAACUUCACCCACAAAUACAUAUACUUUCUUAAUCAUUGGUUUACUGGUUGUCGUUGUCUUGGCCACUGUCUACUUUAUGACAUUGACAAGCGAAAGUCGUGGAAUGAAAAGUAGUCGAAUGUCACUUUGGGUUGAAGGAAAAAGGCCAAAAAAGAGACCAGUAUCAUGAAGUGUGUUGUAUUUAAUGUUAAAUUAAGAAAGCUAGAUACUUGAUGGGAAUCGACAUUGAUGUGCAGCAAUUUUCAACUGAAGUCUUUUUUAAGAGAAACAUAUGUUUGUCAAUGCAUUUCAUGAAAAUGUUUUACAUUUUUUUUUGGUCAGAGGCUGCACUCUUUUAUAGAAAUUUGAUAUUCAGAUAUUUGCUUGCAAAUUAGCUGUUUUUAAUUAAACAAUUUCCUCAACAGACUUUGUUGUUAAAUAUUUAUUGUCUUGUUGUGGAUCCUGAUCACCACGACUGACCCAGCACUGGCCUUUGACCAUUUUCAUCACCAUGGGAAAGAAGAAAAAAUUGGUGACUACAGUGGAAAUUAUCAAUUUGGCGACUUGUGUUUCAUGGUAAUGCAGCAAAGAUGUGGUGACUUCAAUAGUUUAAGUGUUUAUGGUCUUUCCUAAGGUGGCUGAAUUGGAUUUUUCAGGGCCAAUAUCUCCUAAGUUUGAGC
Porites evermanni is the source of this 7607-nucleotide messenger RNA. The record is from the annotation of a GenBank genome assembly. Lineage: Eukaryota; Metazoa; Cnidaria; Anthozoa; Scleractinia; Poritidae.